Molecule: messenger RNA, 219 nt
Organism: Iphiclides podalirius (scarce swallowtail)
Lineage: Eukaryota; Metazoa; Arthropoda; Insecta; Lepidoptera; Papilionidae
Source: the annotation of a GenBank genome assembly
AUGCGGUCGAAGACGUCCUCUCCGCACGAUUAUCAACCUUACGCGGUUGGAAUACGGACGCCGCGAGCGUUACCGGCGGCAGAGCUCGCGAGACCAUUAGUAACAGUCAACGCUGCUCCAAACGAGGGUCAGUUGGUCGAUUUCGGGCACUAUCCGCGGUGCUCCGAAGUCGUGGCCACCCGAGCGGAGGACGCGUUCUUCGGGAGGCUCCAAUUUGUC